AUGAGCCCCUCCGCAGUCGACAUCAAGGUCCAAGGCGACACCGCCGUCACAAUCCCCAACCCAGUCGAUAACAACGCCCUCGCAGCAUGGCGCAAAACCGGCGCUGUGCCUACGGGCACUGCCGCAUUCUCAACCAGCGACAUGUUCAAGAGUCCCGCCUGUUUCACGCGACCAAAGGCCAAGCGAUGGGAUCAUCAUCUUUCCUUGGAGGCGAAAUCGCGCAAACCCUCGUCCUUGAAAGGCGCGGCCAAGUUUCUGUCUAGACCCGGUAUGAUUUCGCUGGGUGGUGGGUUGCCGUCGAGUGAGACUUUUCCCUUUGAGGAAAUGAGUAUCAAGGUUCCCAGGGCACCGAAGUUUUCGGAGGCGGAGACUCAUGUUUCUGGUACGACUAUAACGGCGGGGAAGCAUGAUAUCAAGGAAGGGAAGAGCUUGUUCGACUUGGAGGUUGCGCUCAAUUAUGGUCAGUCAGUGGGAUUUGCGCAGAUGGUUCGUUUUGUUACGGAACAUACAGAGAUUAUCCAUGAACCCCCUUAUUCAGACUGGUACUGUUGUUUGACCGUCGGAAAUACAAUGGCAUGGGACGCGACACUGAGAAUCUUCUGCGAACGAGGCGACUACAUCCUCACCGAAGAAUAUGCAUUUGCUAGCGCCUUAGAAACUGCCGCUCCUUUGGGAAUCCGCAUUGCGGCAGUCAAAAUGGACGAACAAGGUCUACUUCCUGAAGACAUGGAUGAACUCCUCUCAAACUGGGAUGAGAAGGCCCGUGGUGCCGCAAAGCCUCAUCUUUUGUACACCGUUCCUUCUGGCCAGAACCCAACAGGAGCCACUCAGAGCGCUCAACGACGACAAGAAGUCUACAAAGUCUGCCAGAGGCAUGAUAUCUUUAUUGUCGAGGAUGAGCCAUACUAUUUCCUCCAAAUGGAGCCUUACAAGGCUGGUGUGCCUCCUCCGUCUUCUCGUGAGGAAUUCUUGAAAGUCUUGUUACCGUCUUUCCUGAAAAUCGAUGUCGACGGUCGUGUCCUCCGUCUUGAGUCCUUUUCCAAGGUUCUCUCCCCCGGGACCCGUACCGGUUGGAUCGUCGGAUCAGAGCAAAUCGUUGAACGUUUCGCUCGUCACUUUGAGUCCUCAAACCAAAACCCCAGUGGAUUCUCACAACUUGCUCUCUUCAAGCUCCUUGACGAAGAAUGGGGUCACGCAGGUUAUUUGGAUUGGUUGAUGCAUAUGCGUCUUUAUUAUACCCAUCGUCGGGAUGCUUUACUCGAAGCUUGCGAGAAAUACCUUCCUCGAGAAGUCACCAGUUGGGUUCCACCGUCCGCCGGCAUGUUUGUAGGUGUUCCCCAUUCUUUUAUUUAGCGUACUUGAACUUUCAGUCUAACUAUUAUCAAGCAAUGGAUCGAAGUCCCCUGGAAAAAGCACCCCGGCUACGCUCAGGGAAAAUCGCAUGCAGAAAUCGAAGAAGCUAUCUUCUUGGCUUCAGUUGACCGUGGCGCUCUGUUGUCGCGCGGAAGCUGGUUCCGAUCAGACAAGCAUAUGGCAGAAGACAAGAUGUUUUUCCGUGCUACUUUUGCAGCCGCUCCAACAGAUAAGAUGCAGGAAGCCAUUAAGAGGUUUGGUGAUGCGUUGAGGGCGGAAUUUGGGUUGAAGGAUGCGGAGUAAGCUAAUGGAUUGUAUAUAAUUUGCUAUAUUUGUGAGGGCCUGAUAUACCAUUCUAUAGCAUCAUCCGUUAAACAAUAUAGGUGGUACUACAUACC
Molecule: messenger RNA, 1751 nt
Organism: Talaromyces stipitatus ATCC 10500
Lineage: Eukaryota; Fungi; Ascomycota; Eurotiomycetes; Eurotiales; Trichocomaceae
Product: aromatic aminotransferase Aro8, putative
Exons: 3
Coding region: 1-1353 (450 amino acids)
Biological process (GO): aromatic amino acid catabolic process; L-tyrosine biosynthetic process
Molecular function (GO): L-2-aminoadipate:2-oxoglutarate transaminase activity; aromatic-amino-acid:2-oxoglutarate transaminase activity; pyridoxal phosphate binding
Source: RefSeq, a predicted model, not a curated record